Lampris incognitus (smalleye Pacific opah) is the source of this 1535-nucleotide messenger RNA. RefSeq names its product general transcription factor IIF, polypeptide 2a (gene gtf2f2a). The transcript is spliced from 9 exons. Lineage: Eukaryota; Metazoa; Chordata; Actinopteri; Lampriformes; Lampridae. The record is from RefSeq and is a predicted model, not a curated record. Bases 42 to 848 code for a protein of 268 amino acids. Gene Ontology annotation, biological process: transcription by RNA polymerase II; transcription initiation at RNA polymerase II promoter. Gene Ontology annotation, cellular component: transcription factor TFIIF complex.
CUACUUCCUGUGCUGUUAACAGUAGCAGUAUUUUCUACGAAAUGUCAGAGAAAGGAGAGGUAGAUUUAACCGGUGCCAAACAGAACACAGGUGUAUGGCUGGUGAAGGUUCCCAAAUACUUGUCUCAGCAAUGGGCGAAGGCGUCUGGCAGAGGCGAGGUCGGGAAACUCCGAAUAAGCAAGAACCAAGGCAAAGCAGAGGUGUCUUUCACUUUGAAUGAAGAGCUGACUAAAAUAGAGGGAAUUGGAGACAAAACUGUGUCUGCACCCCGCGAUCAUCCAUUUACCAUGCAGACAGUGGGAGGUCAGACACUGGCGGUCUUCACUGAGACCUCCUCAGGCCAGUCAGAAGAGAGAUCUGAUGGCAGCAGCUCAGGUUCGGGGGCGGGGGCAGGUCCAGAUAAAAUAGCCUUGGAGGGAGUGGUGGUGCAGAGAGCAGAAUGUAGACCCGCCGUUAGCGAGAGCUACAUGAAGCUCAAGAGGAUACAAAUUGAAGAGUCUUCCAAGCCUAUCAGGUUGUCUCAACAGUUGGAGAAGGCUGUCACAAACAACUAUAAACCUGUGUCAAACCACGCUUACAAUCUGGAGUAUGAGAGGAAAAAGAAGGAGGAAGGCAAGAGAGCAAGGGCUGACAAACAGCAAGUGUUGGAUAUGUUGUUUUCUGCCUUUGAGAAGCACCAGUACUACAAUAUCAAAGACCUGGUGGAUAUCACCAAGCAGCCUGUGAUUUACUUAAAGGAAAUCUUGCAUGACAUAGGCAUCUACAACAUGAAGGGAACUCACAAAAACACCUGGGAGCUGAAGCCAGAGUACCGACAUUACCAGGGCGAGGAAAAGACCGAUGAUUAGAUUCUUCCAAAAGAUCACCUAGAGUUUGCCAUUCUCUCCCUGGACUAAGCCCUGGCUGGCUCAUGGACUUCUUGCCUCAGUUCUCAUCCUCAAAACAUAUUGGAUGAUUGAGCAGAGUAGUUUUGAGGCAAAAAGUUGUCCGUUUUCUCCAUUUCAUUUUGGAGAGGGGUAGAGAUCGAAGAGAUGCAGGGAGCAACUCAGCCAUUUACUCUAAAGGUGUGAAUUGUUUCUUUCAUGUGUUUUUCUAACACACAACCUGAGUAAAAGGCCUUAGUAUUUGAAUUAUUUGUUCUUAUCCAUCAGCAGCAUGGAACAACUGCUUGUGGGUAGCAAAGCAUAGGUUUAUGAAAUAUUGAUUCAUAACACUUAAGCAAAUUUUAAAUUCUUUGGUUUGAUACUGCAGUAUAUGCAGAGGGUUUUUUUUGUUUGUUUUUUUCAGUUUCUGGUCAUGUAAGUAUAGGCUGUCAAGACAGGGAGAUGAUCAUCUGUCGAAGAACUUUUGAUGGUUUUAUUUGCAGUAAGGUGUAGGCUUUUUUUGGAUAUUAUAUUUUGUGUGUAUGUUGAAGGCGUUAUAGCAGUACCUGGUUUUCCUUAGUGUUUUUUUUUCUAAUUUUAUUUUGUUGGAUGGAGUUCAGGAAUAAAACCUUUUUGAUACAAGUCAAUUGAGGGAGGUGUUUCUUUCUUAAA